Molecule: messenger RNA, 6800 nt
Organism: Rhea pennata
Lineage: Eukaryota; Metazoa; Chordata; Aves; Rheiformes; Rheidae
Gene: AVL9
Product: AVL9 cell migration associated
Exons: 16
Coding region: 1-1947 (648 amino acids)
Cellular component (GO): cytoplasm
Source: RefSeq, a predicted model, not a curated record
AUGGAGAAGCCGGGCGCUGCCCCCGCGGCGGCGGCGGCCGGGCCGCAGCGGGGGCCGGUGCUGCACAUCGUGGUGGUGGGCUUCCACCACAAGAAGGGCUGCCAGGUUGAAUUUUCCUAUCCUCCUCUAAUGCCUGGAGAAGGACAUGACAGCCACAGUUUACCAGAAGAAUGGAAAUAUUUGCCAUUUCUUGCUUUACCAGAUGGCGCUCACAACUAUCAAGAAGAUACAGUGUUUUUCCACUUGCCUCCAAGAUGUGGGGAUCGAACCACAGUAUAUGGUGUUUCUUGCUAUAGGCAGAUUGAAGCCAAGGCAUUAAAAGUACGGCAAGCAGACAUCACCCGAGAAACAGUACAGAAAAGCGUCUGUGUUCUCAGUCAGCUGCCUUUGUAUGGGCUACUUCAGGCAAAGCUGCAACUCAUUACACACGCGUAUUUUGAAGAAAAAGACUUCUCACAAAUUUCAAUUCUAAAGGAACUCUAUGAGCAUAUGAAUAGCUCUUUGGGAGGAACUUUGCUGGAAGGGUCACAAGUUUAUCUUGGUCUGUCUCCUCGGGAUCUUGUUCUUCACUUUAGACACAAGGUCUUGAUCCUUUUUAAAUUGAUUCUUCUAGAGAAAAAGGUGCUGUUUUACAUUUCUCCAGUAAAUAGAUUGGUGGGAGCUCUAAUGACUGUCUUGUCACUCUUUCCUGGUAUGAUUGAACAUGGCCUUACUGACUGCUCACAAUACAGACCAAGAAAGAGCAUAUCGGAGGAUGCUGGCUUGCAGGAAAUCACUCCACGGUUAGAUGACUGUGUUUCUGUGUCUGCUGCUGAUAUUUCAAACACAAACUUGGGAAUGGGAAAGAGAGGCAGAAAGAUGGCAGGAGACCAUUUGCUGGAAGGUCAAAAAGCAAAUGUGCCUUUUUCCCAGUCAGAGAAGACUUGCAAUGGAGCUCAGUCCUCCAAUGGCACUGUACAGCGCUUGAAAGUUCCUUUCCGCGCUUCUCCAGAGUCUUCUGAAAGUGAUUGGGAGACCUUAGAUCCUAGCAUUUUGGAGGAGUCUAAUUUGAAAGGAGAACGUGAAGAUAAAGCCUCCGAACAGGCUGAAAGUCUACUGAAAGAGGGCAUCCGCUCAGAAAGCCUUCCAAUCACUGUGCAGCCCCAGGCAAAUACAGGACAUGCGGUGCUUGUUCCAGGACUGAUAUCUGGGUUGGAAGAGGACCAGUAUGGUAUGCCGCUGGCUAUUUUUACAAAGGGAUACCUCUGUUUGCCGUAUAUGGCACUACAGCAACAUCAUCUCCUCUCAGACGUAACAGUCCGAGGCUUUGUCGCUGGAGCCACCAACAUCCUGUUCCGUCAGCAGAAACAUCUGAGCGAUGCAAUUGUAGAAAUAGAAGAUGCUCAUGUACAAAUCCAUGAUCCAGAACUCCGUAAGAUCCUGAACCCUACAACUGCUGACCUGAGAUUUGCUGAUUACUUGGUGAAGCAUGUGACUGAAAACAGAGAUGAUGUUUUCCUUGAUGGCACUGGUUGGGAGGGAGGAGAUGAGUGGAUCAGGGCUCAGUUUACUGCUUAUCUUCAUGCGCUGCUUGCUGCUGUGCUACAACCAGACAAUGAAAAGACUUUGUCAGACUUUGGAACAGCAUUUGUAGCAGCCUGGAAAAAUACACACAACUACAGAGUAUGGAACAGCAACAAGCAUCCAGCUCUUGCAGAGGUAAAUUCUAGCCAUCCAUUCCAGGGACAAUACUCUGUGUCAGAUGUUAAGUUAAGAUUGUCACACUCGGUGCAAAAUAGUGAACGUGGAAAGAAGAUUGGAAAUGUGAUGGUUUCCACUAGCCGAAAUGUUGUACAGACAGGAAAAGCUGUAGGUCAGUCGGUUGGAGGAGCCUUGACAAGUGCAAAGUCAGCCAUGUCAUCAUGGUUUUCCACUUUUACGCAGUCAACGCAAAACCUUGGAGACUAAGCAAUGCUACUGCACAGUGCUGCUGAAUAUUUCAGGUGCAGUGGCUUCUCUGAGCUGUAAAAGACUACUUAAAAAUGUAGGAGUGGAGACUAACAGACCAGGACCAAAAUGAGGCAUAUGUUGCUUGCAAACAGAUGUGGAAUGUUAUCAUUCAUGUAUAGAAGAAUGGUGAGUGUCUCCAUACAGUGGGAUGGCAUUUGCAACGUAUUGGUUUAAAAUGACUGCUUUUCUUUAAAUCUGAGCCUUUAUAAAGACAUUAGCAAACAGGGCUUGUUGCAAGCCAAAUGUGUUUAACUUCAGAUUUGUACAUUUUCUUGGUUGUUGGAGAUAUUUAUGUAAAUUAGUUAUAUUUUUCAAUUCAGAUAGCCAAAUGUUUGUGAAUUCUUGUUAGAAAUAACCAGAGUAUGAAUACUGAUUUCUCCUUCAGGUUAGAUUUGAGAGCAUUUCUGCAAGAAGUAUAUGGUGGGAACCCUUAAAAGGUUCCAAGUCAGGUGGAACCUUCUCACUUUCACCUGCAAAUUAAAAUCAGGAUGGUGCAAAGUGACACUGUGGCUGACUUGAGAUUUUUCUUUCUUUUUCUCCUGUGUAGCCAUAUACAGUUGUUAGAUUAAUCUAUCUCUAACUCUUUGUGUCUGCAAAUCUGUGUGACAAUUGUGAAAUCAGUAUUUUCUUGAUGUUAUGCAGUAGGCCUCACUAACUUUACGUGCAUUUCAGCUGUAUUUUACCCUGGGACAUGAGUAGGAUUCUGGUUAGAGAGACCUCUUCAGAAAAAGUAUUUAGAAAAACAAUUCUCCCAAAUUGGGAUAGAAUCAUCUAUUAGGAUGUAAUUACACCAUAAAUGUAACUACAUGCAUAUGAAUACAAAGUAUUAAAAUUACCUAAAACUAGCACAGUAGCAAACUGAACAUUUUUAGUGCCAGUAAAGUUGUGAAGACUCUUUCAAAUGAAAAUCGGCUGUAUAGCUUUUAUGUGUCUACUCAGGGAAUGUUCUAUUCAGAUAACUAAUUUUUUCAUAAGGAAAGGAUUAUCAGAGUGGAGAGAGUAACUGGAACAGUUCAGUUCAUAUCCAUGUGUGAAGAAAUACAAUAAUUUUUAUGAAAAGAUGUGGCAUAAUGCUGUAUUUCAUAUAUAAGUGCAUAUAUACAGUGUCUUCUGUAUGCAAUUAUGUUCUACUUCAUAUAUUUCCUGCUUCUGAAACAGAUUAUUUCCUGUUUCUUGAAGUGUAUUCCUCUGUAUGCCUUCUAACAUCCCCAUGUGGUAGCAGUUACUGCUUUCUACAUUACGUUAGCAAAUAUUCCAGCUUUAUGCACUAAAAGACACUGUUAGUUUAUUGUCUCAUUGGUAUCUGUCAGCUUUUUGCCACACACUUUUCUGGGGCCAAGAUUUCAAGUCAUAGUUACUUAUUCUAUUCCUCGAACAAAAUAUAGCAGUGUACAAGAAGUAACUAGGAAGAUCCUAAUGUAACUUGCUUUAAGAAAUUUGCUUCUAGCUUCUUUAGGUGUGUUUGAAAAGUUGUUUGAAAAAACAAAUUUGUAUCAAGUAUUUACUAUCCAACAACUUAAUUUUCAGCUUUAUUGCUUCAAAAGACGAUUUGAAAUUGAAAACGUAACAUCUCUUUUAAAGCCUUCAUUAUUUUUUCCAAGGCAAACUACAGAUAGAAAAGCCAUGGAAAACCUGAAAGUAUACUGCUGGUCUAAAUAGUUUUACUUGAAAAGGGCAAAUAAUGCCUCUAAAAAGUGCUACUAGUCUACUGCUUCUGACAUUAAAUUAAAAUGUACCUGUAGAAGUAUAACUAUUGCUUUUGGUCUCUGUGUAUAUAUAUGUAUCUUCUAAAAUGGCUGAUGCUCUUUUCUGUUCUAUUCCACAACUCUGUAACAGACAUUUAUAUCUUCUUACAGACUAAGAAAUACUUGAUAUGCAGAAAGAGCUCUGGUGAAAUCAGAAUAGGGAUUCAAUUAGUCGUGAUGAUUCUAGAGCAUUCUGAUUCAGCAUGCAGAUAAGAAAAUAAUUACUUGCUUUUGUGAAAUAGUUACUUUGUAUUAUCUGCUGGCUGGAUUUUAGGUGAUCAGGCUUCAUGUUGUAGUGAAGAUUGAAUAUGGCCUAAAGGAUUUAAGCACUUACGAAAUUAACCUCAGCAACCUAAGGCACACUAGGUGAGUCUAGGCUUAGGAGCUCGUGAUGGUGAGUUCCAAGAACUAGGCAAGUAGUUGGGAUUUACAGGUACAAGGUAAAGUAACAGAGACUUGCGGGGUCAUGUUUUUUAAUAUCCUUGCUUCUGUCACCUGUUCACCUUAAUUCCUUCUGUAGAAUUCCCCUCUGCCCGAAAGCUGUAUAGCUGAUUUGUUAGUUCAUUGCAUUCCCCUUGCUCCCACAAACUCCCUCACUGGCCCGGGGAUUUUGGAAACAUCAGGAUUGCUCAGAUUCGUCUGAGGAAAGGCAGAAUGAGGAGCCCUCUGCAGUGCUCAGCAGAUGCCUAGCUGCUGCCUCUUUUGUGUGGGGAGUCUGUUACGAUGUUUCAUAGUGCUCACACAGGCAGGAAGACCAGACAGAUCCUUCAGCAGUCGCUUUCCUACUCUCCCAGCUGUCUCUGUUGCAGAGACAAACAUAUGCAGCCUGACAAAAGAGUGUUUUCCUUUAUCUACAUUUCACAAAUGCUAGACUAAGAAACUUGUAUUAGUUUUCUUUUUAAGAAUCAGCUUGCUGCUAGCAAGUUGGACUGCGAUGUAAACUCAUGCUAUUGCAGUGGAUGGAGGCGAAAUGUUCCUCGCAAUGGGUGAUCCUCAUUAAUGCAUAUGCUUGCUCUUUGGGCUAUGCUGGGCAUGCAGCCGCUGAGAUUAGUAGAAGCUCUUACAGUUCUCUUCUUGCUUUAAUUGUUGUAACCUCUCUAGAUGAAGAGAAAUGCCUAUUACUUUCUUCUCCUCUCCUCCUCUCCUGUCUGUUUUUAAAUUUGCAAUACAAGCAUUAUUACUUAUCCUUAAAGAUUAAUGCAACUGAACUUCCAUUUCAAAGACCCUGACAUCUGUUUCUGCACUGCAAGGAUUGUGGAGUCCUAAAUAAAUUGGUGACAUUGCCUGUGAAGACUAAGCGUUGAAAUAAUUGUUACACCUCAGUCAUGUUGCGUGUUGCAAAGGUAUUUCUGGCUGUCACUAUACAGUUCUGAUUUACUGUUAGUACAAUAGUACCUCUUUUUCUCCUGACUCUCUGGAGUGAAAAGCAUCAGCUUCUGCUUUUUCUGUGUGCCAGGGUUUGGGGAAUUGCCUAUUGAGUGUAGAUACAUAUAAGACCUAGGUCCUCAAAACCAACAAGACGAAGUAUGGGUGACCUAAUAUUUGAUUGGACUGAAAUGUUCAGUAGUUUUCAUUAAUCAUUUUAAUGUCAUAACCUUAAUUCCUCUGCACACCAGACACCAGUUUUCUCAAAUGUUAUGUAUCACAAGCAUCAUUUUUAGAUCAGUGUUCUAAUAAAUUGCACUUGUUUAACCUUAUACAUCUGUUUCAAGCACCUUUGUAAUUAAAUUUAGUAUUUUGCCUAAACAGGCUUCCUAUUUCCAUGGAAAUUAUUACCAAGCACAGAAGCUAAUGUGGCAGUAUUUAAUUGUGAAAGUGAAGGUGUAAAUGCCGGUUUUAACUAUAGAAACUGUUAUUUGGUAAAUGAUCAUACAAGUAAUGUACUUGAUUUCUUUUGUGCUGCUUGAAAAUAAAUACAUCCAGCCUGUUCAAAGUUCUGUCUGCUCAAGAAGAUGUUUUAUUUUAAGAAGUUAAUACCACUAGAAGAAACUGUAGGUAUCUAGUUUUAGUACUGGUAGCUGUUUGUAAUACAUGGUCAGUCUUUUUGAAACUUGUGUUCCAUUUAAACUCGCUAUGGAUUUGCUUUUGCAAAUUUAUGACAAACAGAUCAUGUAGUUUAACUAUUUUUUUCCGUAACUAAGAUUUCCCAUUAGGUACUGUUCAUUGUGAAAUAGUAAGUCUUCAGUAGGUGAUGGACUUCUCAUACAUCAGUAAGAACUUUAGAUAAAACUAUAGAACUUUUGAAUUGGAUUAAACAUCAAAAUAAUAUACAAUUAAUAUGAAUUGUGGCAUCUAGCCAAAAUCAGGAUGUUGAGUAAAUUAAUUACAUAUCUAGCUCUCUGCAAUAGUGAGCUAUACAUCAAAGAUUUAUUUUAAAACUCUUACUCUAUUUUUGCCACCAUAACUGGCUGAGAAUGAUUUGAUAAAUCACUCUUUCCAGUAGGAAGAAACUUACUUCCUUGUAUAAUAUUCAAAUGUGAAUCAGAGCUUAUAUUUUGAAAAAAAAUGGUUGCGUUUGUCUACUGUUCUGAUUGUAUGCAAGUCAUUGUUUAAAGACUUUGAAAAACAAACUUGCAUUGUAUCAUUCACAUGAUGUAAUUUUGCUUUCUCGCAGGUAUUUAGUUUUUGUUUUAAAAGGGCAACAUGCAGAGUAUUCAUUAAAGGCAGAAACAUUGCAUUACUGUAAUGUGAUUAAAGGUUUAUGGAGAGCUUCUUCAUGGUGGUUUGAAUCUUUAAUGCUGUAGUGGAAGAGAGACUGACUUAAAAAGAACAGCCACAGAGCUUUAGUUCUGACAGUUUUACGGUCUUGACCCCAUUCUUUAUCAAACAUGAGAAGUAUUGUUUGGACUUGUAAAACAAUUUGCGGAUGUGUUACAACUAUCAGUGUCAUUAAAAUGGUUAAUUUUAUUCUGAUUACUUCAUUCCCUGUAAAGUGAUGUGAUACAUCUGAAUAGCUUCUGUACAAACACAGCUUAAUCUCUGCUGUGAGAGGACUUGGAAGUCUAGCUAGCUUCUUGAGUACCUUACUUCUGUGUGUGUUCAAAAUAAAAUCAUUGCUUAAUCAUA